CAAGCGCAGCCCCCUGUUGAAAGAGUUUUUCAUGGGCAAAGAACACAUAUUUCAGGGGGUCCCAUGGAGACAAGAUGAAACCUCUGGUGUUAGGCUUCACGUCAGAAGAGAGCGUCCUAGCCGCCCGCCGGUCCCGGUUCUAAUCACGGCGACUGCGCCCAGAAGCUGAUAAGACACAAUCGAUACGAGCAAAAUCCAAAGCGGCGCGGAAGAGGAGAUAGCCCAUGAAGAAUUUGGCCCAACGAGCUGCCGCAAGUCUUUAGUCGGCCGCGCUUUUGGCGAGGCGGUGCUCGUUCGAUCGCAGGUCAGUGAAAGAACGUCUUGAAAGUUUCAUCCAAACAAGAAUUCCGUCUCGAACUCCGGGGAAGCCUUUGGUCCCGGUUCUCCACCCACGGCAACAUGGACGAGGAGAUAGGCGAGGAGAAAGAUUGGCGGCGGCUGGAACCCCAGCGCGGCGUCAAAGUCUUCCUGAGCGUCUUGUACGGCCUCAUCCUGGUGACGGGCAUCGCGGGCAACUCCGUCACCAUCCGAGUCACGCAGGUUCUCCGGCGCAACGGCUACCUUCAGCGGAACGUGACGGAGCACAUGGUGAGCCUGGCCUGCUCGGACCUUCUGGUUCUGCUGGUGGGCAUGCCCGUGGAGCUCUACAGCGCCAUCUGGUUCCCGUUCACCACAGCGUCCGGAGGGGACGCCGCCUGCAAGCUUUACAACUUUGUGUUUGAGGCGUGCAGCUACGCCACCAUCCUCAACGUGGCCACGCUUAGCUUCGAGCGCUACGUGGCCAUCUGCCACCCCUUCCGCUACCGAACUCUGAGCGGGCGCCGUACGUCGGCUUUGCUGGCCCUGGCCUGGCUGCUGUCCGUUCUGGUGGCCCUGCCGCUGCUGGCGGCCACGGGGACGCAAGGCCACGUGGCCGCGGGGGCCGACGGCCCGGUCCGCAACCUGACCUUCUGCACCAAUCUGAGGGAGCGCUGGCUGAUGUACCGAGUCAGCGUCUUCGUGGCCUUCCUGGUCUACGUGCUGGUUUUGGCCGCCGUGGCUUUCAUGUGUAGGGCCAUGAUCGUGGUCCUGAGAAAGUCUCUGGGCUCCUCGGACGGAAAUCUCAAAAGGUUCAAGCAUGAGAGUGAAAAAGUGAAGAUGGCCAGGAAGCAGACCAUCGUUUUUCUGUGCUUGAUGGUGGGCUCCUUGCUGGUGUGCUGGUUCCCCAAUCAGAUCCGCCGGCUGAUGAUGGCCGGCGCGCCCAAGUCCAGCUGGAGCGCGGCCUUCUUCCACAGCUACAUCGUCCUCCACCCGGUGGCCGACACCUUCUUCUACCUGAGCUCGGCCCUCAACCCCUUCCUGUACAACGUGUCCUCCCGCCGGUUCCGCCGGGUUUUCGUGCAAGUUCUGCGCUGCCGCCUCGGCGUCCAGCACGUCAACAUGCGAAGCGUGCCGUCGGUGCCGAGCUCCCGCACCCGAAGCGUUGGCUCCCUGCCGCUGGCCGACGGGAUCCGAUCCGAAGAGGAGCCGCGUGGGAAGGGGCGGGACUCGGAAGCAGAGGCGGCGGAGACUCUCAACAAGGACUUGGCUUUGUAGGAACUGCCAUAUGCAUGCAUGCUCCAAUGGCUUGAUUGCUGCAAAUUGUUUUCCUGUCCUGCGUCGUGUGCGCCAGCCAAUUG
Molecule: messenger RNA, 1658 nt
Organism: Syngnathus typhle (broad-nosed pipefish)
Lineage: Eukaryota; Metazoa; Chordata; Actinopteri; Syngnathiformes; Syngnathidae
Gene: gpr39
Product: G protein-coupled receptor 39
Exons: 2
Coding region: 400-1575 (391 amino acids)
Biological process (GO): G protein-coupled receptor signaling pathway
Cellular component (GO): membrane
Molecular function (GO): G protein-coupled receptor activity
Source: RefSeq, a predicted model, not a curated record